CCUAUUGGCCGGUCUGCGGACUUCCCACAGACAGUUGUAUGUUUCAUAAAAAUGCACUCUGAUGCGGCAAAUUUUCAGCUGAAUUCCCACUUGACUACACUGGCCAGCAUCCAUAAGAUCCACCACACCUUGCACAGGCUGAACUUGGCAGAAGACGUUGGACAGGACAGCCACCCCUCAGCUUGUUGCUCUAAAGCCAUGCCUCCUAGGAAAAAGAGGAGACCCUCUGCUGGAGAUGACAUGUCAGCCAAGAAAAGUCGCCAGGACAGCGUUUUCAGAAAACAUGAAACAUCCCAAAUCCGAGAGGAGGAGAUGUUUUCUAGUAAAAGAUGCUUGGAGUGGUUCUAUGAAUAUGCAGGCUGUGAUGAUGUGGUGGGUCCAGAGGGCAUGGAAAAAUUCUGUGAGGACAUCGGGGUGGAGCCGGAGAAUGUGGUGAUGCUGGUUCUUGCUUGGAAGCUGGAUGCCCAGAGUAUGGGAUAUUUCACCCUUCAGGAGUGGCUGAGAGGCAUGGGCUCAUUGCAGUGUGAUUCGACUGAGAGGCUGAGGAACUCACUUGACUACCUGAGAUCUGUCCUAAAUGACAGCACCAGCUUUAAGCUCAUUUAUAGAUAUGCCUUUGAUUUUGCUCGGGAAAAGGAUCAGAGGAGUUUGGACUUGAACACAGCCAAAUGUAUGUUGGGGCUUCUUCUGGGAAAGACGUGGCCUUUGUUUCCUGUGUUUAAUCAGUUUCUAGAGCAAUCAAAGUACAAAGUCAUCAACAAAGACCAAUGGUGCAAUGUUUUAGAGUUCAGCAGGACAAUCAACCUGGACCUCAGCAACUAUGAUGAAGAUGGUGCCUGGCCUGUUUUGUUGGACGAGUUUGUGGAAUGGUACAAAGAAAGACAGAUGUCAUAACUGCAGCGCAAAAAUGGGAAAGUAAUACAACUGUGACAACAACGACUCUGAGAAUCAAUAACCAAUAAGUAACCAAUACAAAAAAAAGUAAAGGAGUGACUGUGGGUGCUUCCUGGGGAAAGGAGGGGUUUGGGCUGUGGGUGGGCUAGGGUGGGGUUGCUGGGUUUGCAGCCUGCAUGCACGCUGCUCAGAGCGUGGAGGCAGGAGGGCUGCUGUGCUCCCUCCCGAAGUUGCGUAGUGGGCAAGCUUGCAGCAAUCCCUAGUGGCAUUGCUCUCUCACUGUGACAUGUCAUAUUGCUGUCUGUGUUAGGAUAACGUGGUGUCAUACAUGGAUGAUGGAAGCAAAAUGGUAUUGUGUGGGAGAACCACUCCUCACCCCUUGUCUUCAGCACAGAGAAACUGAGAGAAGUGACCAUUCAUGCAUUGUGUCUGAGUCUUAAAUAGGGUCACUUUGACCUGGGCACAUUAAAGUAUUAUACAUCUGUGCAAUGAACUUGAACUUGAGCUUUUCUGGACAGAUAGCACUUAAAUUUUUUUUGUCAUAUUUUGCGUUUCAUAGGAGUACUUCAAGAAGCACACUGUGUCAAAUGGUUGAUUGCAAGUUUCUAUUCUAUUGAUUUGUGCCAGUUUGUAGUUGUUUUUUGUUUGUUUUCUUCUUUCCCCUCCAGUUUUGAUUGCUUCAGCUUUUUUUUUUUUUUGCUUCUAGCUAUUCAUUUGCUAGCCCCCUGCAAAGGCUUCAGACCUCAUAACACCAAACAGUUUAGCAUUGCUGCUUACCAACUCUUAUUACAGUACAGCGGUGAGCCACUAGUGCUCUGAUCAGCAUUUAUUGGUCUGAUGACUGAUUUAUGUAUCUACGUUCUGUAGAUGAGAGUAUUACUGUGCCUCAAAACAUGGAAGUCACUUUGUGUGUCCCACACACAUACCAAUAAAUCCAAAUGUACAUACACGUGUGAUAAGAGUACAUGCACACAGACACACUGAGUGGUCAGGGAUUAUUUCAGGAUGAACUCAGACUGUUUUGGCUGUGUUAUAAGUUGACAUAGAGCUAGUUGGUGUCCAUUUUGUCUUGAUAUGUGGCAUCUGUUUGUCUUCCUUAGUCCACUGAUAGUUUCAGGUCUCCUCUUACCAGUAGCAUCUCUCCCAACACUGACGGUGUUAAUGUAACUGCAGUGGAAGACCGGUGACCCUCUCAGGAUGAGGUCCUUUAGGCUUGAGUAGUAAGGUACGUUUGGUGAAAGUGUUGCUUUGUACCACCCAUAGGAUGUACUCAAAACAGUGGACACUGACAGUUUGGAACUUUGUGAUGAUGCUAUGCUGUUCUUUUCGCCUAGUAUAAUGUUCUUGUAACACAUGUAUAAAUUUUUGUCUUUGGCUGUGAUGUGAUGCUGAAUUGUCAGAAGAUUUAAUAUUUGCAUGCAUGCUCCGACAGAGCCUUUUGUGAAUGGAUGAGAUUUUUUGAAAACAUUUUUCAAACUUUUUGUUUUUGUUUUGUACAGGUUUUUGUGCAAGUGUUUUGUGCUUAAUUUCAUAAACACAAUCAUGUUCUUUAAAUUCUGAUGAUAAACAUGAUUGUGUUUAUUAAGACCUGGAACACACCUGUAACCUCAUGGUGGAACAGGAGUUCCCUCCUGCAUUUACCCUUUGUUACACAUCCUUACAUAUGCUGCAAAACUUUGGCAAACUGCAGGCAAUGCAGACAGUAGCCUGUUUUGCUACUGUUGCACUACAUUGUCAUGACAUACAUAAACGCUUCCAUAAAUCCAUUUCAGUUGAAAACUACACAGAAACCUUUGUCGUCACUACAAUGCAUCAACCAUCAGCAUAAACCUUAAGACUAAAGUAGUUGUAGGAUUGCUUACCAAAUACUGUGUAGAGAUCAGUGGUUUAGUCUUCUCCCUUGAUAAUGCAGGAGGAUGAACAGCCUUGUCCCAACUGUAUAUAUGUAUGUAAACUAUGUGUCUAUAUGUCUGUUUUCACUAUAACCUGUGUCUAUACAAGUAAAUAAAAUGGUUUAUUAACUUA
Molecule: messenger RNA, 2919 nt
Organism: Neolamprologus brichardi
Lineage: Eukaryota; Metazoa; Chordata; Actinopteri; Cichliformes; Cichlidae
Gene: dcun1d4
Product: DCN1, defective in cullin neddylation 1, domain containing 4 (S. cerevisiae)
Biological process (GO): protein neddylation
Cellular component (GO): ubiquitin ligase complex
Molecular function (GO): ubiquitin-like protein binding; cullin family protein binding; ubiquitin conjugating enzyme binding
Source: RefSeq, a predicted model, not a curated record